Anolis sagrei ordinatus is the source of this 1861-nucleotide messenger RNA. RefSeq names its product F-box and WD repeat domain containing 12 (gene FBXW12). Lineage: Eukaryota; Metazoa; Chordata; Lepidosauria; Squamata; Anolidae. Gene Ontology annotation, molecular function: protein binding. The record is from RefSeq and is a predicted model, not a curated record.
CCAAGGGCGUUAAUUCCACCCCCUUUUGUCUCCGGCCUCCCAAACGCGAAAGUCCUGGCUGGCGGGCUUGACGUAGUCCCGCCUGCUUCGGCUCCUGACGAGCAGCCGAGAAAGAGGAGGAGGAGGAGGAGGGAAAGGACGGCAGCCCCGCCUCGACAGGGAGGGAAGGAGGGGUGGCAACCAGAGGGAUCAUCGCGGGGUGUCCUCUCCGCCGAGCCCUGGGCCAAAGGGCCUCUUCCUGGAGCGGAAGAUGAGUGCGGACGCGCUGCCGCUGGACUGCCUCCUCCACCUCUUCGCCUGCCUGGAGGUGCCGGACCUGCUCCGGGCCGCCCAAGUCAGCAAGACAUGGAACGAAGCAUCAGAGACCACUUCUCUUUGGAGAAAUUUGUGUCUAAGACGGUGGGCCUUCUGCAAUAUCUCUGUGAUCCCAGGAAUGCAGACCUGGAAAAAGUACUACCUCCACCGAUCAAACCUUGAGCAUAAGAUGGAAUCAGGACGGCCUUCAGUUGACUAUACAUGCAAAGCUAUUAGAGGACAUAAAGGAGUAAUAAAUGCCAUGGCUUAUCUAUCAGAGAAUGAACACACCUUUGCAACAGGGAAGGUGAAGUCUAUUGUAUGUACUGCAUCUUCUGAUGGCACUAUCAGAGCAUGGGAUGUCCAAGAGGGCACACAGAUCUGGUCAAGUCCACAACAGGAAGCUCCACUACUAAAUAUUAUCACAUUUCCUCUGCAUAAAUUGGCAGCUACCACAGACUCUCGGGGGACAGUGAAACUCUGGCAUGGAGACACAGGGGAAGAGCUUGCAGCAUUUUCAGUGUCAUCCUCCUCGUGCUCUGUGGUUGGCUACACAAUAAACAAUAAGCCAUUCCUAACGGUAGGCACUGGAGAAGGUGUACUGUACCAGUUGGCAGCUUCUGACCUAAGCCAGGUUUUACGCACAAAAGUGUUUCACGCUGGUGGCAUAGAGUUGUCACUCUGCUCACCAGAUGGGCAAUGGAUAAUUGUUUGUCCUACUGAUCCUGCUUAUUCGCCAAAGGUAUUCUACACACAUUGUGUAACUCACCCAGAUGAUGAUGAACUGAUGUUGUCUAGCCCCUUACCAGUCACAGACCAUCGUCUUGUUACCUGCUGGUUACCAGCAGAACCAGCAAGAAUAGCCAUAAUGCAUAAUGAUGAGAUUAAUUUUCGCAUUGUUUGCUUUGAUAUAGCCAUUGAGAAGAAGUCCAGAUACAAAAGAAACAUUACAGCUCAACAAGUUGCAAGCUUCACGUUACCAACACAAGAACCAUGGAUGACUGAGAAGAUCAUGAAAGGAUUUGGCAAACAAACUAUUCUUAUAGCAGCUGGAUUGGAGCUGAAAUUAUACUCUCUGAUGGGGACUGAAUUAAUGGCUUUCAAGGAUCACUAUAAAAUUAUUACAUCAAUCUGGGUGGAUCCUUUUCAUGUUGUCACGUCGUCCAUGGACCUCUCACUCCGCGUGUACUCCUGGAAAAAUGACAAGAAAUCCUCCUUGUUGAUUAGUUGCUAUCAUUUACUAGGUGGUUCUCACAGAUGGUCAAGUGGCUUCAGAAAUGUGGCUUGUGACGAUGUGAGCAUUGUUGGCGUUGUGGCUGGAACUGAUGGCACCGACAUUUUAAGAGCAUACUCCUUUAAUCUUUGAGAUACUUCUUUUAUGUUCCCAUGUUAUCUUUCUUCUUUUGUAAAUAAAGUGAAUCCCUGGGAUCUGCAUGUUUCAGUGGUAUGCAUCUAUGUUCAUAUCUUAUAAAACAUUUCAUAUCAUCUGAAAAUAAGAGCAUGCACAGAAACUCAAGCUUUGUAAUCAUUUGCACUGAUACUGGCAAUAAACCUUAUAUGAUGGUCA